AUGACGAAAACGCAUACAGCUGACACGGAGGGUCAUGGAGAGGAAGAUGUACCUCUUCGGGAAAUUCUUGAUGGAGUGUCUCCUGUCAGUUCUGGGGAUAAAACAUCUAGUCCAUCCUUCUUUCAUGAAGUUCAAUGGAACAAGAGCACCAGAUUCAAACUCAUCCUCAGUGUAUGUCUGUCCAUGGUAUACUUCAUCUUGGGAUGGUCAAAAUCACAGAUAGGACCAGCGUUUUUAGAUCUAAUGAUAAUAUCUGGAGCCAAUUUAGAGAUGGGAUCUUGGUUCAUGACGUCAUAUUUCCUGGGUCGUUUGAUUGGGUCAACAGUUGGAGGCUAUCUAUACACAAGGCGGAACCAUUAUCUUCUGUUUGCAGCUUCCGUAACAGUAAAUGGGCUGAUUCUGGCCGCUAUUCCGUGGUGUACGUAUUAUAAGCUGAUGAUCGCAGCACAUGCUUUCAAUGGUGUUUUUGAAGGAAUAAUGAACCUCACACUGACGUCUAAAGCAGUAUCAGUGUGGGGACCCACAGCCAGAGGGCGUUCCUAUAUCCAGAUAAUGUACGCCAUUUUCGCCUUAUCUGGUAUCAUUGCUCCAGUUGUGACUGCACCGUUUCUUCUAUCAAAUUCACACAAAAAUCCUAAUAUAACUUCAUUGACAAAUCAAUCCAAUUCACAAAAUAAUCAUGACAUGACUGUAGGAACAAUUGAAGCAAUUUCACCGAAAAAGGAUAAUAUGACAUCAUGGACAAAUGACACUAUGAGUGACAUGGGCGAAUAUUUCCUGGGCUACAAUGAUACUAUGAGGAAAGCGAGAAUUCCAGAAUACCACACUUCUAGAUUGUAUGUAGCAUAUUCAAUUUCAGCAUUGAUAACUGUAUCAACCUCAGUUCCAUUCAUCAUUUUGUUUUUGAAAUCCAAGCACAGCGUCAUUCUGGAUGCAGAAAUCGUGAAACCAGUGUAUAUAGGGAAUCUCAAAUUACUUUUAAAACGACUACAGUUCCUCAAUAUAGGAAUAUUUUCAGCAAUGUUUAGUGUAAUUGGUCAGACUAUGGGCAACUUUAUAACUGUGUUCUGUGUUCAGCAUCUAAAAUGGACCAAAGUGUCUGGUGCUAUGAUGACUUCGUUCUAUGUGUUUGCCACCCUUGUUGGUAAUAUAGGGGGAAUAUUUCUAGUCCGAUUUCUUAAAUCACACACCAUUUUACUGUCGUCUACCGUAACUUACACUGUAGGGUUGAUUGGGCUGGGUAUAUGUGCCCACCUGUAUGCAGACGUCGGUAUCUGGCUAUCGGUCUGUAUUAUCGGUGUUCCGUUUGGGAUGAUCUGGCCAACUUUUAUAAGCUGGACUAACUCCUACCUUAUACCCGUGUCUGGAUAUGUAACAAGCUACCUGCUUGUGACUGCGCAUGUCGCUACAAUGCUACACCCACUGGUAAUCAGCUAUCUGAUGGAAGAGGUGUCGCUGUUAUGGUUUUCUUACCUUUGUGUUAUUGAGGGUUGCAUCAGUAUAAUGUCUGUAAUAAUGAUGGCGAUAUACACAAAUAUUUCAAAAGUACAUAAACAAAAAUGUCCUCAUUCUUAA
Molecule: messenger RNA, 1575 nt
Organism: Ylistrum balloti
Lineage: Eukaryota; Metazoa; Mollusca; Bivalvia; Pectinida; Pectinidae
Product: sodium-dependent glucose transporter 1A-like
Exons: 3
Coding region: 1-1575 (524 amino acids)
Source: RefSeq, a predicted model, not a curated record